Molecule: messenger RNA, 888 nt
Organism: Medioppia subpectinata
Lineage: Eukaryota; Metazoa; Arthropoda; Arachnida; Sarcoptiformes; Oppiidae
Source: the annotation of a GenBank genome assembly
CCGAUUGUGUCGUUUGACAGCUACUCAACAAUCGCUGACUAUUCUCACAAAUAUGUGACCACUUUUACGCCAAUCGGCGACUCUUUGCCCGAAAACAUACAUUUGUUGACAUUAGAGAAGUGGUCAGAGCGGGAAGUGUUGGUCCGUUUUGAGCACAUGUAUGAGAAAGACGACAACCACCGGCUCUCCGAAGCGGUUGAGUUUGAUUUGGGAAAAGUGUUGAAAACACUAAAUUUUGUGAAAGCCGUUGAAAUGAAUUUAGCGGCCAAUGAGUUGUUGUCCGAAACUAAACGAUUGAAUUGGAAAUUAAUGUCUUGUGACAGAAAUAAUGACAAUUGUUUUAUCAAUAAAUUCAAUGGUCAGUCAUUUAAUGGCGACCUAACCGUCCGGUUAGAGCCCCAACAGAUCCGUACAUUUAUUCUCACCAUAACUAACACCUAUCACAAGGAGGAGAAAUGUUCGUACGAGUGGCGCAAAGCAUACCCCAGAGAUAUACCGGUCGACGCAUAUGUAGCCGGUUAUGACGAAACCCAAUCCCCGCUAUAUGUGUGCAGACAUACACUAAACGGGGUAUUAAUAGCGGGAAAAGCAAACAAACAUUUGGGUUGUGUUGUGACGGACGCCGGCAAAGAGGUGUACAUUGAGGGGUCGUUUGAGGUGUUGACGGCCCGUAACGUCCAAUGGGUGCCCAGACAUGGAGAGGACCCCAUACCAGACGGCGCUCUAUUGGUGGGCACUAACGGCGCGCUCAAUACUAACACAUAUAUCGGUCGCUGUGGGACACAAAACGCCACAAUUGUCGGCAAAAUUGAUUAUAAAUUUUAUUAUGGAUUUCACGGCUUAGAGAAAAAUGAUUGCGUAAAUCACGAUAUAUUGGUUUGCAAUUAA